CCGUUCCCGGAAGUACUGCAAUACCGGGUCGAUGCGUGGAGUGGACGGAGCAAGCUCCUAUUCCAACUCCCAGCUCCAAAAAUCCAUUUAAUAUAUUGUCCUCGGAUAGAGGACGUAUCAGAUAUUAAACUGAUAAGAACAGAUACUACACUUGAUCUUAGCCAAAAGGCCGAGAAGCGAUGCCCGCGCCCGCCCCCAGCGCCCGCACCGCCGGGCCCGCAGCCACACUCAACUCACGGUGACCCCCACCACCGCGCGCUCCCGCUCGCCCCUCCUUCGCCUCCCUCGCACCACUGCGCCGGUCGCUACGCCGGCCUCUCCCGCGGAUGUUUUCCUCCCUACGUCGGCAAAGAGGGAUCCGCCACCGCUCGCGGCCUCGCCGGCCUCGGGCUGGGGCGACCUUUGCAGUUUGCAUGUCCCGCCCGGUCCCAACCGAGCAGGCGUGGCCAAGGCGGGCUCGCUGGGCCCUCGGGACCGCCUCCCGGCGCCCGGCGCGCAAGCCGGGCCGCAGAGGAUGCCCUUCGUCUUUGGUAGCCCAACCCGAGAGGACCGACGCGGUGGGCGGCCGGAGGGGCCGCGGCAAGGAGCUGCUGGCGGAGAUUUUCCUGAAGCCAAAGUGUUCCAAUGGCCUCCGACUGCGGAGGGACGAGCUUCGUGCCGUCGUCGCCGGAGGGCCCGGUUCCGAGUCCCGGGCUUGGCAGGUCUGGAGCGGGGCUUCCCGCGGCGCCGGCGCCGUCAGCUCCCAGCCAGGCGGCGGGCGUGCGGGUGGGGAGGGCCCGGCUGGGCCGACGCCGGGAGCCUCCCCAGCUCCAGCGCCUGCGUCUGCGGCCGCCUCCACGGACCGGGCCGUCGGAGAGCGCCCUCUGCCCGAGACGACGAUCCCUACAGCCCCUCCGCCCCCGGCCGCCUGUGGCCAGAGCUCCUCGCCGCAGGCCUCCCUCUGGGCUCUUGCGCACCCCGCCCCGCGUCUGACUGCCGCCCUCCUCCUCCGUGUUCCCUCCCAGCCGGUGCUUCUUUUCCAGUACACCCUUCCCCACCCGCCGCCGAAACCGGAGGGGACCCUCAUCAGCCCUUGUCGCCCCGUCAUCCCAGCGCUAGCCCGGGGGGCCGGCCUGGAAGGAGGAAUACUUAAAGUGACGUGUCAGUGGAGUUCCUGUGGCUCCGUGGAGGAAGGAUCCUUUGUCGUGUUUGAGGCAGCGUGGUUUGGAUCCCUGACUUGCACAGUGGGGUUCAAGUUCCAGUGGUACCACAGAUUUGGCUGGGAUUUGAUCCCUUGCCUGGGAACCUCCACAUGCCGUGGGUGAGGGUGAAAGGAAGAAGAAAGUACACACGUGCGUCACCUGUUUCUAGUGGAAAGCACUCUGCCAGACUGAAGUUCAGAGGGGCCAAGCAGCUUGCCUAGGAUCACACAGCCAGUGUGAAGCCAAGUCAGGGCUUGCAUUCAAGCAUCCAGCUGACCAUGUGGGACCUCAGUCUUUUUAAACUGGGGUUGAUUUUUUGUUUUGGUCUUUUGUUGUUGUUGU
This is a messenger RNA of Phacochoerus africanus (Common warthog), 1523 nucleotides long. RefSeq lists its product as uncharacterized. NCBI's taxonomy places the organism in Eukaryota, Metazoa, Chordata, Mammalia, Artiodactyla, Suidae. The transcript has 2 exons. Bases 327 to 1304 code for a protein of 325 amino acids. The record is from RefSeq and is a predicted model, not a curated record.